Lactuca saligna is the source of this 2283-nucleotide messenger RNA. NCBI's taxonomy places the organism in Eukaryota, Viridiplantae, Streptophyta, Magnoliopsida, Asterales, Asteraceae. The record is from the annotation of a GenBank genome assembly.
AUGGGGAAGAUUCAUAGGGUUCAUCGAUCUUCAAGGAAAAAAUCAAAGUAUCAUGAUGCAGAGGCUGCUAUUCUUGGUUCUUUCCAUUUUGAAGAUAGUCCCCAAAAGGAUGAAGUGGUUGCUGGGUCACGUAAUAUUCAUGGAGAAUCUGAGUUUGUUGAAAGUUCAUCAUCUUCCACUGCUUUUUGUAUUAGCAAUCACAGUAACAAAGGUAUCUUCUUCUCCAACUCACCUGUUCAUGUGUCACAUGAAGCCUCCUGUGAACCUUCCGUAGAAAAAAUUGAUUGUUACUCGCAUGAUAAUGAGGAAGUAGAAGGUCCUGGUAACGUGUUUGGUGAAGAAUCGGUUCCUAUAAAUCCUUUCGCAGACUCCUUUAAUGAUUCCCAAGAAGCCGUCGAAUCUGAAGAUGUUCCCCAUGCAAAGGACGGAGCUUCCAAAAAAAUCGAGAAAAUAGAUGGAAUUGUCGAGGAUUGCUCUGACUCUGAUGAUGAGGAUUUGGUUCGAGACCUCCCUUCCACCGGAUUUCUCUCUCCGGUUGUGUCGUCGCCAACCCCCCCGUCCGGCUCCGCUUCUGUUGAACUACCAUCGCUGCCCAUAUUAACGGCAGAAAAGCAUGAUGACGAGGUUAACUCCCCACGAUCUCCUAUUGACGGCGCUGUGGAUGCGUUUGGCUGCCUUACUGCGCCCCUCAACCUCCGGUCACCUCCGUCUUCGGUGGUCUCAUCCAUCCUUGGAAAAGAUUUGCUUCCUGUUGAGGGUCGUACUCCUAACCUGUCGUGCUCCAUCAUGGGAAAGGAAAUUCUCCUGAAUAAGGAAAGAUCGGAUGCGACAGGCACGUCUCUCAAGCCUAUUAAUUGUAGCAGUGGGAAGGCAUUGAUUGCCCCUGAAAUCGUGGACUCUCCAAUACCCAACACGUAUUCCAAGCAGCCACUUGUGGGAAAUAUGGAAAGUCAAAAGAUGCCUUGCUUGGGGACUAAGGCUGUGGGUCACGAUCUUAACUCCUUUUUGGGGGACACGGCUUCCACUCACAUUUAUUACCCCCCAAAGAUAAAGACUCAGCAUUUAUUAGUCCAGACCCCACCCUUUCCUCUCCUGCCUUUAUCUUUUGCCGAUAUUGUUUUGGGCAAGUCCAAGACUUCUCUUGCUGGGCCUCUAUCCCCAGAUCACGUUGUUGAUGACCCAACAUGCAAGGAUUCUCCAAUUAAAUUUUCUGAUGACGAGGUGCCUUCUGUUACCCCACUUAAACUUGAUUUUGUCAACAUCUCUAAUUCCUUGCAUGAUGAUUUUUUGAUAAUUCCUCCGGAGAUCAUGACUAAUGGCAGCAUUCCUUUUGAACGUACUUUAUAUGGUUAUUUUAUCGGUAAUAGGCUUGCAUUUCCUCUUGUUAAAGACAGUCUCCAAGAAUUAUGGAAAGAACAUGGAAUUAGUGACAUCUUUAUUGACGACAUGUUCUUUUUUAAAUUUGACAACGAAAAUGGCAUGAAUUAUGUUCUACAAAAAGGAAUUUGGAAGAUUAAUGGUAUCCCACUUUUCCUUAGAAAAUGGGACCCGGAUGUUUUUAUCGAAAAACCCACGUAUGACCGGGUUCCUGUUUGGGUUAAUAUUUUUGGAAUUCCCCUCCAACUUUUUAAUAAGGAUGGCUUAAGUCUUAUUGCUAGCAAAUUGGGGAACCCGUUGGAGGUUGAUUCCUACACCACCACCAUGUGUGAGCGGGCUACGGGUAGAGCGGUCUUUGCCCGCAUCCUCAUUGAGAUGUCGGCUAAAGAUCCUUGGGCUAAGGAAAUAAAAAUCAAAGCGGUCACAGCUAAAGGUGCCACAUCUACAACGCUUAGAGUGGAGUAUUCUUGGAACCCGAAGAGAUGCGAUUAUUGUAAAAUUUUUGGUCAUGACCAUGCUACAUGCCCCGAUCACUCGAUUAGCGCCCCCGACCCAAAGUCGGCUACGCCCACUCCAAAAGACGUUGAUAAUGAAGGAUACCAAACAGUCAUGCGGAGAUCUAGAAAUUUUCCAAUUCCAAAAAAGAAGAUCCCCAUCGACAACCGCAAAGGAAAAGGUCAUGCUAUAAAGAUCACCCAAGUCUAUAAACCAGUAACCCGUGUAGAGCCAAAGAAAAAAGUCUCCACUAACAUGUUUGAUGCUCUUUCCCAUCAAAGAGUGGAUGAUAUUGAUGAUGAUUCUCGUGUCCCUCAAGUUAUUCAUUCGAGUACUACUAUCCCAGCUUCUAAUGCACUGCCGAGCUCUUCUCAUGGUGGUUGUACCUCUUCUCCAAUUGAUCAGGGAUGA